This is a messenger RNA of Ostrea edulis (European flat oyster), 3954 nucleotides long. RefSeq names its product metalloendopeptidase OMA1, mitochondrial-like. Gene Ontology annotation, biological process: protein quality control for misfolded or incompletely synthesized proteins; mitochondrial protein processing. The record is from RefSeq and is a predicted model, not a curated record. The coding region runs from base 38 to 1396 and encodes 452 amino acids. Gene Ontology annotation, molecular function: metalloendopeptidase activity. NCBI's taxonomy places the organism in Eukaryota, Metazoa, Mollusca, Bivalvia, Ostreida, Ostreidae. The transcript has 8 exons. Gene Ontology annotation, cellular component: mitochondrial inner membrane.
CCUACAUGUUCUUUUGUAUGACACUUUGUAUCCAGGCAUGAUGUCGUGCAUAUUUAGGUCGUUUAACUGUAUGAACGGUAAUUUUAGAAAUAUGUACCUACAAAACGGAUUGAGAUUAAAAUCCUUGGUCAAAUUACAUAUACGGACAUUACGCUCAGGGACUUGUAGAAAUGAACUCGCUAACACAAACAGACCCAAGACAUCACUCUGUCUUCAGCACAGGUUGAACUUUGUUCAGUGGGAGAACACGAGAAUCAUGUCAAAACCACACCGACACUUUCACAUUACUCGUAGACUUGACAUUCAUCCACUUGUAUGGAUCAUUGGAAAACCUUUGACAAAAUUGUCUGCAUUGAUAUUUGGAAGAAAACUUCGAAAUCAUUGGAAGGGGCUACCUCAUAAACAAAAAGUUAUUAGUCUGGCGACAUUGCUGGGAGUGACAGCUCUUGCACUAACACUUUACACGAUGGCUCACACUGAAAGUGUCCCUAUUACAGGAAGAAAACGCUUCAUCUUCAUCACGCACGAUCAAUUGAUUAAAAUUGUGGAAAAAGAAGUUGAAGAAAUUUUAGAGAGUAGUAAGGACAACAUUCUACCUCCUACACAUGAACUGUACAAAAUUGUUAUCGGAGUGGCUGAGAAACUAUGUGUUAAUAAUCUAGACAUACAGCAGAUGAAAGAAAUGCAGUGGAAAGUUUUCAUUAUACAGAAUGACGAAUUCAAUGCUCAUGUGUAUCCAACAGGAGAAAUUUUUGUAAACACAGGACUCUUCAAAUUAGUUACGAAUGUGGACCAGCUGGCGGCUAUUCUGGGACAUGAAAUGGCCCAUGCCCUUCUCUCUCAUGCAGCAGAGCAGCUGAGUUACGGACAGAAAUGGGACUUUUUUGUGAUUGUGAUAAUGGCUGCUAUAUGGAUGAUUAUACCCAGUGAUGGAAUUGCUUCAAUAACUUCCUGGUUUAUGAAUCGUGUUAUCAAGUAUUUUGAUUUGCCAUUCAGCAGAGAGCUGGAAAAGGAAGCAGAUAAAGUAGGCCUCCAGCUGGCAGCCAAGGCCUGCUUUGAUAUCAGGGAGGCCAGUGUUGUAUGGACAUUAAUGCAGGUGAAGGACACGAUGGAGGGAACAGUUAUCCCAGAAUUCAUGUCAACUCAUCCAUCCAAUGAAACCAGAGUGGAACUCAUAGACUUCUUGAUACCAAGAAUGACAGAACUACGGGAGAAGUGUAGCUGUCCAAGGCUAUCGUCCAAAGAUCCCAGAGUAGCCAUGCAGCAUGUCAAACGUUUUGUCGACAAUAAAGUGAUAGCUCAACAGGCAGGACAGAACUUAUCCAAAGUGAACUUAACUCACCAAAGAGCUGUUCCCAACCAUCAGCCUGCCGCAGGACAAAAGUCUCAUUCAUGAUCAUCUGUCUUUGAAUUUUUUUUAAUAACAUAGUGAUUUUGAACAAGAAUAUUUUACCGGUACUUGUAACUUGUGGUGGAAAAAAUUCAAAUUUUUUUUUUCCUUAAAAACUUUGCACACUGAUUACCAUAUAUUAAUAGAGGGCGAAGCCCUCUCACAGCCCAAAGGGCCGUGAGAGUGGAGCUCUCCCUAUAGGUAACACGUAUAUACAUGAUUAAAAGGAAAAUAUAGAAAACUAAUGAAAAAUUAAACCAUACCUAUGGAACUUAAAAAUUUUGGUCCCAAUGGCGUUGAUUCGAAUACUAGCGCAUGGAUAUGUAUUUCUCCAUUUUGAAUCUUGUAUACCCAAAUUCACAUCGUUCUGAGAUGUUACAUAAAAUCCGUAAAAGCAUGUAAAUCUUAUUUUCCUUAUUAUAUAUAAUCACUCCUCAAUUAACGCGAUUGUACCAUUCUCCUAUGUUUGUGUAUUUGCUAAACGCCGACGCUGAAUAUGACAUCACAAUGCACUGUUUACAUCAGUUGCAUAGAGUUUCCCGCGUUCGAUGAAUAGGCGGAUCAAAAUGUCUAAAGUUAGAAUACUUUGAUUGAGCUCUGUCCUCGCAUGUUAGGUGCUAUUAUUUCGGAAUAUUUUUUGUUCAGAUGUGAAUCUAGAUACUAAUGCCAAUACUUUUUGCUUUGCCCUUAAACACGUUCACGCCGUAAAAAAUAUUAUUUUUGAUAAACAUGAAUGUAUAGUGGACAUUAAAUCUCUGAUUGGAUACAGUGCCAUACCUAAUAUUGAUAAUGAAACCAUAGCUUUGUGAUUUACAAUGUUCUGUUGUAAUAGAAACUCUCAUAUUAAGGUGACUCCUUCAGCAGUGGGUUUUAUUUCAGUUCCGUAUAAAAUCCAAACAGGAAGUGAUUUACCGUCAUGAUUUCAUACAACUUUUUAUUAUCAAUUUUCACUGUCAUUAUUCUGAUAUGAUACAAUUAUUUAUCCGAGCAUGUAUGGCUAAAGAAAUAGAAUGAAAUGGCUACUAUUUUCACAGUGCUUUUUCAACCAAUUAAAAUUUUCUUCCCCAUGCUAUUUCAGCAGACUUUUGAUAUAGAUAUUGUUUUUAGAUGUCCCAAGGAAGUUGCACGUUUCCCCUGUUGUAUCACUCUCAUUAAACCCCCAGUGUAAUUCCUAUGUCAGUUCUAUUCUUCAUUAUUCAUGUUUCUUAAUGUAGGAUUUUAAAGAAGGAAAAAAAAACUGUUUUUUGGGUAUUUCCUGUAUAUAAUUCUUUGGUUUCAAAUUUAAUACUACAUAUUUGAAUUUUACUGGUUUUGUGAGAGUAAAAAUCUGGUUGAAUUUUAUAGAUUUUCUUUUCAUGUUUGUAAACUCAAGAAUUAUUUGUUUGUUGUUUUUGCUUUUAGCUUUUUAUCAUGCUUUAUGCCAUUUUAAAUGCGUAUUUUUUUAUUUUUUUUUUAUCAAUUUAUCGUCUACGCCAAUUAUCUGGUAUUUAAAUGUACACAAAUUUAUUUUCAACUCACUUUUCCUGUAGCAGUGUAAUUUCAUAACGAUAUUAUUUUUCUUUCUAAAUGACACCCAAGUUUAAGCUAUUGCCAUUCAUCAUCUGUUUAUCAAUGCUAUUUGUGAACAAGUGUACAGUUUAAUCUUCCUCAGAAUGACUGCAUACCCAGAUAUUAUAUUGGGUACAAAUGUUCCCACAAAAAUGUGGUUACUUUUAAGAGUAAUCCAAAUACAUGUAUCAAUAUGACUGGCCACGGCUGUUGAUUGGCUGAAACAAAGUCUGAUUUACCGAGACAGAAUCAACUUCUCCUCAAGAGUGCCUGCAUUCUCGGUCACCAUACUCUACAAAUAUAAACUUUGACAUUUUGUGGUAACAUACAACGAUAUAGUUGAUGCAUAAAAAAACGAAUGGUAAUUUUUAAUAGUUCUUUUGAAAUAAGAUAAUAUUCUUAAUUUCUAAUUAAUAGUUUAAUUACUUCAAUUUUAAAUGCUGGUUUUGGGGGCAAGAAAUAGUCACUGUCUGACCUAGUUCUUUGUAUUGUUACAUGGCCAUCGUCUGCUUUCUAUUUCAACCAAUACCUAUUAUGGUAUCUCACGAACAUCACAAGAAAUGAGAAAGCUAGUACAAUAUAUACGAUGACUUAUUUACAUGGAAAGAAAUUUCUAUUGGUCCAUAUUUGACAUUUGUUUGAAAAAGCAAUGACUUCUGCUUAGAAGUCACCCCUUUAUCAUACGGCACAAAAAUCAGAUUCUAAAUGUGAAUUCAAAAUUUAAUAUGAUAUAUUUGUCUAAUGACAGAUUUUUGGAAAACUUUUAUCUAUUGGGUAUUUAUAUAUGCAAUAUUUGAUGGUAAAUUUUUGUCACGUUUAUCUUUUUGGAAAACUUACAAAUUAUAGCAUCAUGAUAAUAUUUUAUUUUUCAUUAAGUUCAUGUUGUGUUUAGUAAUGAUGACUACACAUCACAAAGUUGUUGAUAAUAUACCAUUUUGAGAAUGUUGAAUUUUUAAUUGAUAAUUCUAGUAUGUGUCAAAUUGUUAAAAAUGUGAAUAAAACCUUUAUUUACUGUU